UUAAGUCGAACAAAAUAGAUUUUUAUCUCUUGCGGGACAGCAAAGAAAUCAUCAUUUUGCCUAUAAGCCAUAACUAAAAAAAAAAAAACUUUUUUCUUCCUUUUUGAAGAAAGAAAGGAAGAACUUUUUUCUUUGACAAACCUUUUUCUUUUCUCUUCACAUCUUGUCAUUUCUCUUCCUUUUUGAAGUCCAAAUAUAUGUUAUCUUUAAAAUAUCACAUUAACAAAUUACUUCAGUAUUCCAUGAAUACUUUGUAGUGCUUGAGUUAGGUUUCUCGUGAUUAAUAUGGGUAAUUAUAUUUAUACAGUAAUUUUUUAAUAAAUAAAAAAAUUAUGCCAAACAAAACAAAACUAACAAAAAAUGGUAGAGUAUCACAUCUAUAAAUAAUAAUUAGGCUUAGUUUUAGUAUUUUUGGACAUUUUACGUACUUUUGGACAUUUUAAUUAUUUUAUUUUCAUUUUGGGUAAUUUAUUAGAUUGGUAAAGUGUUGAGAUUGAAUCUUAAUUAAAUACUCCAAGAAAAGAAGAGUAACUUAGAAGAAGCUACAAAGGAAUGAAAGAGGAAGAAGAAGAUGAAGAAGUAACCAACUAGAAGUUACAACAAGGAGAAUAAGAGUAAAGCUAGUCUACUUAGUUUAGUUGAGCCAACAAAUAUGUGAAGUGUUGUUUAAUGUCUAGCUAGUCUAGAGUUGCGGUUUGAGUUGGUAAGAGAUAUAGAUACAAACUAUUUAACAUUUUUUAAAACAAUUUUAGCUCUCUCUUCCCUCGUAACUUACAUAAAUAUAAUAACGAUUUGACGGCUCACCACCUCCAAGAACUAAAUUGUUUGUCAUGAUUUUUAAUUUAUUUACUUAAAAAGUAUAAGACGUGUGUGUAACUCAUUUUAAUAAUCAUGAUAAACCAAUAAAUUAAAGAUGAGUGAACAGAUAAGAGAAAGUUAAUAAUCUCGGUCUGCUCGAUAGAACAAUACAUAUAACAUAAAUUUGGAUGGAAAAUAAAUAAUAUAUAACAUGAAUUUCUUCUCGCAGUUCUAUUGUUUCUAAUCCCUAUCUAAACACGAGCGCUCCUUUAAACAUUUCUCCAGUUCCAGUACCAAAAAUGAAGAUGGAUUCGGAACUGGUAACGAAAAUCUAUAAAUAAAAUAAUAUAUUACAUAUAAUUUUGAAUAUCAGAAUACCUAAACUUAACAUAUAAAUUAGUUUGGUUUAAAUAUUUGGAUCGAGAAUCAAUAGUUAUUUUAAGUAUUGCAACAGUGAACGUGGGAAGAAAGCAGUGUGAGAAGCUGUUUCUGUAUGUAAUGAAGAAAAGAAAAGCCUGCAGUAGAAGAACCAAAGGCAAAUGAGAAAGAAGAGUAGUCUCGAAGCAAUUAUGGCAACUAUCAGAGAGACAUGGAAGAGGAGGAGAUAAACCACAACUGAACAACGAAGCCAACUAAAGCCCAAAUCAAUGAUGAAGCUGAAGAACCAGAGAUGUUCAGAACUUACCCGUAAGGCUCGGCCACAGAAGAACAAAUCUAAAACAAAGCUAAGCUAAGUAAUCGAUAUCACAAUCAGUCAUUGUUAUCUGCCAAAUCCAACUACAAGUAUACAAACCUAAAACAAACUUCGGUUUCGUCAAAUCCAACUUCUUCAAACAAAGUUGAGGGCGUACUGAUUAAAAACUGAGGGUUUAGGGUUAUAAAUUUUAAACAAAUACCUAUGUAUGUCAAAUUGUCAAUGGCCGUCUCUUGAGAAGUGGGAGUGGUUGAAGGAAGCGUAUCCGUGCUCGUGUUUGUGUCUGAGGAGCUCUUGCUCGUGUUUGUGUCCGAGGAGCUCUUAUGUUUACGCACCACUUUACGCACCACCACCUUGUUUAUGAUUUUAUGCACAGCCAGAUAAGCACCGAGAAAGAUAACAAGAAUCAGAGAAAUCAUUAAAGUAACAUCCAUUUUUGAGAGAGCAGUUUCAGGAAGAUGUAGGGUUUUCUGUUUUCUAGCGAAGAAGAAAGAAGAAAGAAGAAAGAAAAAAGAGAUUGUUUAAGAGAAAGAUAUAUAUUCUUUGAUAGAUUCUUUUGUUUAAAAUUUUAAGUCGAACAAAAUAAAUUUUUAUCUCUUGCGGGACAGCAAAGAAAUUAUCAUUUUGCCUAUAAGCCAUAACCCAAAAAAAAAAAACGUUUUUUUUCCUUUUUUGAAAAAAAGAAAGGAAGAACCUUUUUCUUUGACAAACCUUUUUCUUUUCUCUUCACAUCUUGUCAUUUCUCUUCUUUUUUGAAGUUCAAAUAUAUGUUAUCUUUAAAAUAUCACAUUAACAAAUUACUUCAGUAUUCCAUGAAUACUUUGUAGUGCUUGAGUUAGGUUUCUCGUGAUUAAUAUGGGUAAUUAUAUUUAUACAGUCUAAUUUUUUAAUAAAUAAAAAAAUUAUGCCAAACAAAACAAAACUAACAAAAAAUGGUAGAGUAUCACAUCUAUAAAUAAUAAUUAGGCUUAAUUUUAGUAUUUUUGGACAUUUUACGUACUUUUGGACAUUUUUAUUAUUUUAUUUUUAUUUUGGGUAAUUUAUUAGAUUGAUAAAGUGUUGAGAUUGAAUCUUAAUUAAGUACUCCAAGAAAAGAAGAAUAAAGAAGAGUAACUUAGAAGAAGCUACAAAGGAAUGAAAGAGGAAGAAGAAGUAAACCAACUAGAAGUUACAACAAGGAGAAUAAGAGUAAAGCUAGUCUACUUAGUUUAGUUGAGCCAACAAAUAUGUGAAGUGUUGGUUAAUGUCUAGCUAGUCUAGAGUUGCUGUUUGAGUUGGUAAGAUAUAUAGAUACAAACUAUUUAACAUUUUUUAAAACAAUUUUAGCUCUCUCUUCCCUCGUAACUUACAUAAAUAUAAUAACGAUUUGACGGCUCACCACCUCCAAGAACUAAAUUGUUUCUCACGAUUUUUAAUUUAUUUACUCAAAAAGUUUAAGACGUGUGUAUAACUCAUUUUAAUAAUCAUGACAAACCAAUAAAUUAAAGAUGAGUGAACAGAUAAGAGAAAGUUAAUAAUCUCGGUCUGCUCGAUAGAACAAUACAUAUAACAUAAAUUUGGAUGGAAAAUAGAUAAUAUAUAACAUGAAUUUCUUCUCGCAGUUCUAUUGUUUCUAAUCCCUAACUAAACACGAGCGCUCCUUUAAACACUUCUCCAGUUCCAGUACCAAAAAUGGAGAUGGACUCGGAACUGGUAACGAAAAUCUAUAAAUAAAAUAAUAUAUUACAUAUAAUUUUGAAUAUCAGAAUACCUAAACUUAGCAUAUAAAUUGGUUUGGUUUAAAUAUUUGGAUCGAGAAUCAAUAAUAUUAUUUUAAGUAUUGCAACAGUGAACAUGGGAAGAAAGCAGUGUGAGAAGCUGUUUCUGUAUGUAAUGAAGAAAAGAAAAGCCUGCAGUAGAAGAACCUAAGGCAAAUGAGAAAGAAGAGUAGUCUCGAAGAAAUUAUGGCAACUAUCAGAGAGAUAUGGAGGAGGAGGAAAUAAACCACAACUGAACAACGAAGCCAAUUAAGGCCCAAAUCCAUGAUGAAGCUGAAGAACCAGAGAUGUUCAGAACUUACCCGUAAGGCUCGGCCACAGAAGAACAAAUAUAAAACAAAGCUAAGCUAAGUAAUCAAUAUCACAAUCAGUCAUUGUUAUCUGCCAAAUCCAACUACAAGUAUACAAACCUAAAACAAACUUCGGUUUCGUCAAAUACAACUUCUUCAAACAAAGUUGAGGGCGUACUGAUUAAAAACUGAGGGUUUAGGGAUAUAAAAUUUUAAACAAAUACCUAUGUAUGUCAAAUUGUCAAUGGCAGUCUCUUGAGAAGUGGGAGUGGUUGAAGGAAGCGUAUCCGUGCUCGUGUUUGUGUCUGAGGAGCUCUUGCUCGUGUUUGUGUCCGAGGAGCUCUUGCUCGUGUUUGUGUCCGAGGAGCUCUUGUGUUUACGCACCACUUUACGCACCACCUUGUUUAUGAUUUUAUGCACAGCCAGAUAAGCACCGAGAACGAUAACAAGAAUCAUAGAAAUCAUCAAAGUAACAUCCAUUUUUGAGAGAGAGCAGUUUGAGGGAGAUGUAGGGUUUUCUGUUUUCUAGCGAAGAAGAAAGAAGAAAGAAGAAAGAGAUUGUUUAAAAGAAAGAUAUAUAUUCUUUGAUAGAUUCUUUUGUUUAAAAUUUUAAGUCGAACAAAAUAGAUUUUUAUCUCUUGCGGGACAGCAAAGAAAUCAUCAUUUUGCCUAUAAGCCAUAACUAAAAAAAAAAAAAACUUUUUUCUUCCUUUUUGAAGAAAAAAAGGAAGAACCUUUUUUUUGACAAACCUUUUUCUUUUCUCUUCACAUCUUGUCAUUUCUCUUCCUUUUUGAAGUCCAAAUAUAUGUUAUCUUUAAAAUACCACAUUUACAAAUUACUUCAGUAUUCCAUGAAUACUUUGUAGUGCUUGAGUUAGGUUUCUCGUGAUUAAUAUGGGUAAUUAUAUUUAUACAGUCUAAUUUUUUAAUAAAUAAAAAAAUUAUGCCAAACAAAACAAAACUAACAAAAAAUGGUAGAGUAUCACAUCUAUAAAUAAUAAUUAGGCUUAGUUUUAGUAUUUUUGGACAUUUUACGUACUUUUGGACAUUUUAAUUAUUUUAUUUUCAUUUUGGGUAAUUUAUUAGAUUGGUAAAGUGCUGAGAUUGAAUCUUAAUUAAAUACUCCAAGAAAAGAAGAGUAACUUAGAAGAAGGUACAAAGGAAUGAAAGAGGAAGAAGAAGAUGAAGAAGUAACCAACUAGAAGUUACAACAAGGAGAAUAAGAGUAAAGCUAGUCUACUUAGUUUAGUUGAGCCAACAAAUAUGUGAAGUGUUGGUUAAUGUCUAGCUAGUCUAGAGUUGCUGUUUGAGUUGGUAAGAGAUAUAGAUACAAACUAUUUAACAUUUUUUAAAACAAUUUUAGCUCUCUCUUCCCUCGUAACUUACAUAAAUAUAAUAACGAUUUGACGGCUCACCACCUCCAAAAACUAAAUUGUUUGUCAUGAUUUUUAAUUUAUUUACUUAAAAAGUUUAAGACGUGUGUAACUCAUUUUAAUAAUCAUGACAAACCAAUAAAUUAAAGAUGAGUGAACAGAUAAGAGAAAGUUAAUAAUCUCGGUCUGCUUGAUAGAACAAUACAUAUAACAUAAAUUUGGAUGGAAAAUAAAUAAUAUAUAACAUGAAUUUCUUCUCGCAGUUCUAUUGUUUCUAAUCCCUAUCUAAACACGAGCACUCCUUUUAAACACUUCUCCAGUUCCAGUACCAAAAAUGGAGAUGGAUUCGGAACUGGUAACGAAAAUUGUUGUAUUUAGCGUUCUUGUUGAAGCCUGGCCCUCCGGGAAUCUUUAGGAAAGUGCAGAGAGUUAGGACUAUCAAGGAUUCGGUGUGAGUCGGACUCAUCCAUAUUGAUCAAAGCUCUCAAAAUGAAAUCAUCGAUUAUUGGUCUCUAUGGGAUCUUAACAGAUAUCCUCUCUUUAGCCUCCUCAUUUGAAUGUGUCUCUUUUCAUUGGAUUUCUCUGAUGAAAAAUGCUGAGGCUGAUAAGCUAGCAAAGCAGGUCUUGUCUGCUGAACUGGCAUUAAUGGCUACAACUACUUUGGUUUGAUCUUUUAAUAUAAGUGUGUUUCAAAAGAAAAAAAAAAGAACAAAAGACCAUUGUUUUCAUUGUUCAGUAUGAAAAGAAAAGUAAAAAAGCAAGUGGUUACUUGUUCUACAAGGCAGCAAGAGAGGAAAGACUUUGACUAUUCAUAUCCUAAAGAGGAAGUAAGGAAUAUAUAGUCCGUCCCUCUCCUUCCCUUUACUCUUCAGUGGAGCAAUCAACUAAUCAAAACAGUGGAAUCCAUCAAAUCCUCAGGAGACAGAUCCAAACACAGGAAAUAAGUUAGUAAUGGAGCUAGAAUUGGGAUUGAAGGUCACAAGAACAAGAGAAGAUGUAUCAUCCUCAGUUGAUUUUCGCUUCUCCAAAGACCCAUUUGGUCCUCUGGUGCUUUCUCAAGAAACAGAUUCAAGAUUCAUCAUCAUCAUCCAUCUUAAAGGAUUCAAGAAGGAAGGUAUUGAGAUUGAGAUAAAUAAAGAGGGAGAUAGGAUUACAAUAAGAGGAAGGAAACCUGUUGAAGAAAUGGUUAUGAUUAGAUGGAUGGCAUGGAGGAACGAAGUUGAAAUGAGAGCCUUCAGGAAAAAAUUUCUGAUUCCAGAUGUUGUUGAUUUAGACAAGAUUAAAGCUAGGUUUGACGAUGAUGAUGCCACUCUUACGAUCACAAUGCCUAAAAGAGUAAAAGGAAUCUCUGGAUUUAACCUUGAGCAAGCGGAGGAGGAAGUUGAAGAAGAGAGUGUGGGCUUUGGAGAUGUGAGUGAAGUUGAGAAUAGAGAAGAAGUUGAAGAGGAGACUGAAGAAAGAGAAGAGUCUGAUGAACACUCUGAGAUUCAAGGAGAAGAAGGGUUUGGUGAGAUGGUGGAAGAUAAAGAAAGAGAGAGUCAAGUUAAUGAAGGUGAAGAGGAGGGUUUCAGUGGAGGUGUGGAUGAAACUCAAAUUGAAGAUGAUGACGUAGAAGAGAUUCAACAGAUUGGUCAACAAGAGUUGGCCGAUUCAGACACAGAGAGUGAGGAUAAUGUCUUAAAACAGCUUCCAGACAUUAAGGAGCAAGAAGAUAACCAAGAAGUAAUGGAGAAGAAAGUUUUAGAAGAGAUUAAAAAUGAGGAGAUUGGAUCUGGAGCAACUGAAGAGAUUGAAGAACAAGAAUCUGAUGAGGAUAGUGGCUUAAAAGAGAUUCCAGACAUGAUAGAACAAGAAGAUAACCAAGAAGUAAUGGAGCAGAAAGUUUUAGAAGACACUAAAAGUGGUGACAUUAGAUCUGAAGCAGUUGAAGAGAUUGAACAAGAACCUGAUGGGAACAGUGGCUCAGACACAAAGAGUAAGGACAGUGGCUUAGAAAAGCUUCCAGACAUAAUAGAACAAGAAGAUAACGAAGAAGUAAUGGAGCACAAAGUAUCAGAAGAGACUAAAAGUGAGGACAAUGGAUCUGGAGCAGUUAAAGAGAUUCAAGAACGAGAAUCUCAUGAGGACAGUGCCUUAAAAAAGCUUCCAGAGAUUAUAGAACAAGAAAAUAACCAAGAAGUAAUGGAGCAGAAAGUUUCAGAAGAGACUAAAAGUGAGGACAAUGGAUCUGGAGCAGUUAAAGAGAUUCAAGAACAAGAAUCUCAUGAGGACAGUGGCUUAAAAGAGCUUCAAGACAUUAUAGGACAAAAAGACAACCGAGAACGAAGGGAACAUAAGGUUUCAGAAGGGACUAAAAGUGAUGGCAUUGUAUUUGGAGCAGUUAAAGAGAUUGAAGAACAGGAGUCUGAUGAGGUAGGUGGAACAAGUAAAAGUAGAGUAAUGGAAAAGAAAAAGACUGAUGAUGAUGAUGGCUUGAGGAAGGCUCAAGGGAUUGAUGAAUCAUUGAGACGCAAUGAAGAAAGCAAGAUUCAAGAAAUGGUUGAAGAAGAAACAGUUGGUCAAGAGAAGGAUGACAACUUAGAAAAGAGUCAACAGACUGAUGAAGAAGAAAGAGUUGGUCAACGUGAGUUUGCUGAUUCAAACACAGAGAGUGGAGACAGCAGCAGCUUAAGAAAGCUUCCAGACAUUAACCAAGACGUGAUGGAGCAGAAAGAUUCACAAGCAGAGACUAAAAGUGAUGAUUUUGGAUCUAGAGCAUCUAAAGAGAUUGAAAAACAAGAACCUCAUGAGCAGCUAGAUGGAACAAGUAAAAGUAGAGCAACGUCUGAUGAUGAUGGCUCGAACAAGGUUCAAGGGAAUGAAGAACCAGAGAGAUGCAAUGAAGAAAGCAAUAUCCAAGAAAUGGUGAGAGGGGAUCCUAAAGAAGACGUUGAUGCGGAGAUGGGUGAAGGAUUCACACCAAACAUUGAGAGAACACCAGUAGUUGCAGAAACUGAGGCAAAAGCUGGGGAACUUGAAUCUAAAAAAACAGUAGCAGAAAAUGUAGAGAAGAAACAUGAUGAAUUGGUUGAGAAGAAAGAAGAGAAAGAUAGAAGAAGCUUCAUAAAGCUUCAGGAGAAUGAAGAACAACAUUCUUCUGUAACGAAUGAUGUUCCGAAACCAGUUCAGGAGACUGAAGCACCAGAGAUGGACACUUUAGUUAAAACAAAUGAUGAAGAAGAAGAGAAGAAGAAAAGUGUGGAGAUGGAGAAAAAAAACAUUGGGGAAGGAUUUGCACCAAACAUUGCAGAAACUGAGAAAAAACCUGAAGAUUUUGAAUCUGAAAAACAAGGAGCAGGUGAUGUAGACAAGAUACAUAAACUGGAAGAAAAGAAAAAAGAGGAAGAUGCUAAUGUGAGAGCAAAAGGUGAAGACAGAAGAAGCUUAGUAAAGCUUCAAGAGAAUAAAGAAGAACAUUCUAAGGGAAGAAAGCGACAAAAUAAACAAGAAAAUAUCAAAGGAUUGUUGGAAGAGAAAGCACCAGAGGCAGAUACAAAAAUAGUGAAUGAUAUUCCAAAACCAGUUAAAGAGAUUGAAGUACCAGAGGUGGGUACGUUAGGGGAAACAGGUGAUGAAGGAAAAGAGAAGAAAAAGAUUGUAGAAACUGAGACAAAACCUGAGGAUUUUGAAUCUGAUAAACUAGAAGCAGAAGAGGUAGACAAGAUAGAUGAAGUGGUUGAGCAGAAGAAAGAGGAGGAAGAUGCAAAAAAUGAUGAGGCUGGGCCACAAAGUAGCUCAAUAAAGCCUGAGGGAGUUGGAGAACAACUAUCUCAGGGACAAAAGCGACACGAAAAGACCAAAGAAUUGGUGGAAGAGAAAACUCCAGAGGCAGAGACAACUGUAGAGAAUGAUACUCCCAAACGAGUUCAGGAGGAAACAAAUGAUACAGACUCAAGAAAGCCACAAGAGAAUAUUAGACAACAGGAGUUGGAUGAAUGUGAAAGAUGCGAGAAAGAAAGCAAGAAACAAGAAUUGACGAAAAUCAACACAAAUGAUGAAGAGAAAGACACUGAAGAAACAAUAACAAUGGAGCAAGAUUCAUAUAGGCCAAAUGUAGUUGGAAAAGAAAAAGAGGUUCAAGAACUAGCUGAAGAGAAGCCGCAUUUUUCCAAAAAUAGAAAACUCAAGGAGGAAGAAAAAGUUCCAGAGAAGAAAACAGAACUUGGUGAUGAUGAUGAUGAUGAUGAUGAUGAUGAUGAUGAUGAUGAUGAUAUCUCAAGAAAAGGUGGAGAUUCAGAAGAAAAAGAAGAGGUUGAUUCUGAAAUGGGCAAAGGAUUUGCACCAAACAUUGCAGAAACUGUGAAAAAACCUGAGGAUUUUGAGUUUGAGAAACUAGGAGCAGAUGAGGUUGAGAAGAUACAAAAAUUGGUGGAGAACAAAGAAGAGGAAGAUGAUAAUGUGAGAGCAAAAGAUGAAGACAGAAGAAGCUUGAUAAAGAUGCAAGAGGAUGAAGAACCACAUUCUAAGGCAAGAAAGCGACAAGACAUACAAGAAAAUAUCAAACAGUUGGUGGAAGAGAAAGCUCCAGAGGCAGAGACAGAUAUAUCAAAUGAUACUUUGAAACCAGUUCAAGAGAUUAAAGAAGAGGUGAGUACGUUAGGAGAAGCAGGUGAUGAAAUAAAAGAAGGAAAGGAGAAGAAGAAAAGUGAAAGUGAAAGUUUGGAGGUAACAAAUAGGGAUGCCAAAAAAGAGACUGAUGUGAAAAUGGGAGUACCAAACAUUGCAGAAACUGAGACAAAACCUGAGGAGUUUGAAUCUGAUCAACUAAAAGCAGACAAGAUACAUGAACCGGUUGAGAAGAAGAAAGAGGAGGAAAAAAGUGAAGGCAUUAUUAGCUUAAUAAAGACUGAUGAAGUUGAAGAACAGCAGUCUCAGGGACAAAAGCAAGAGGGUGAACACGAAAUGAUUGAGGAAUUGGUGGAAGAGAAAACUCCAGAAGCAGAAACAAAUAUAUCAAAUGAUACUUUGAAACCAGUUGAGGAGAGAGGUGAGGGAAAACAAAAGAUCCCAAAACUUUUCCAAGAGGAGGAAACAAAGAAGCAGCCAGAAGAGCACAAAGAGAAAAGGGUGGAGACGGGGGGAAAGAUUGAUGAUGCUGUCUCAAGAGAAGUUGAAGAGAUUAUAAGACAACAAGACCUGGAUAGAUGCGAGAAAGAAAGCAAGACCCAAGAAGUGGUGAAAAGCAAAACAAAUGAUGAAGAGAAAGGAGCUGGAGAAACAGAAAUAAAGGAGCAAGAGUCCUAUGGACCCAAAAUACUUUGGGAUGAAGAAAUUGCAGAGAAGAAAACGGAGUUUGAUGAUCACCAAAGUUCAAGAAGAGAUUCAGAUUCCAAAGAAGAGGUUGAUGUGGAAAUAGGCAAAAGAUUCAAACAAAACAUUGCAGAGACUGAGACAAAAGCUGAGGAGUUUGAAUCUCAUAAACCGGAACCAGAUGAGGUAAAUGAGAAUGAUGAUAUACAUGAAGUGGCUGAGAAGAAAGAAGAGGACAAUGAUAAGGUGAGAAGACAAGACGAAGACGAAGACAGGAGCUUACUAAAGCUUCAAGAGAAUGAAAAACAACAUUCAAAGAGACAAAACCGACAAGAGACAAAUAUUCCAACACCAGUUCAGGAAACAGGUAAUGAAGGAAAAGAGAAGAAGAAAAGUGUUACAAUGGAAAUAAAAAAUGGGUAUCCCAAAGAAGAGGUUGAUGCGGAAAUGGGCAAAGGAUUCACACCAAACGCUGCAGAAACUGAAACAAAACCUGAGGAGUUUGAAUCUGAUGAGGUAGAUGAAGUGGUUGCAAAGAAAGAAGAAGAGGACAAUGCUAAGAUGAGGAGAAGACAAAUUGAAGGCAGUAACUUAAAUAAAAAGUUUCAAGAGACUAAAGAACAACAACAACAGGAGAAGAUCAAAGAGUUAGUGGAAGAGAAAACUCCAGCGGCAGCAGAGACAAAUGUAGCGAUUCAUAUUCCGAAACCAACUCAAGAGAUUGAAGAACCAGAGGUUGGUACAUGUGAGGAGGAAACAAAGGAUCAAGAAUUGUAUAGACCAAAAGUAUUUGGCGAUGAUGAUGAUCAUCAUGUAUCAAGAAAAGUUGGAGAUAGUGGACAAAGAGAUUCAGGUGCCAAAGAAGAGGUUGAUCCUGAAAUGGGCACACCAAACAUUUCAGAAACUGAGACAAAAGCAGUUGAGGAAGAUGACAUGAUACAUGAACUAGUUGAGAAGAAGAAGAAGAAGAAGAAGGUGAGAAGACAAAGUGAAGACAGUAGGCUCCAAGAAGAAAAGAUCAAAGAAUUGUUGGAAGAGGCAGAGACUGAAAAACCAAAGGUGGAGGAGAGGUUAGAGACAUGUGAGGAAAAUAUAUUUUCAGAGGCAGAAACAAAGGAUCAAGAGUCUUACAGACCCAAAAUACUCCAAUGUGAAGACAAAAUCCAAGAACUAGCUGAAGAGAAGAUGGACUUUUCAAGAAAAGUCGAGGAGGAAGAAGAAACUGCAGAGAAGAAAACAGAACAAGACAUUGAUGCAAUGAAAAGAAAAGAAGAGACUCAAGAACAAGUAAUGGAAGAAAAAGUAAGUGAUAGUGGCAAUAAAACCGUUGCAGAGGCAAUGCAUGAAGAAGAUGAACCUGGAAACCAAUUCCAGGAACUUAUAGAAGGAGAAAAAACAAGUUGUCAAGGAGAAGUUAAAGGUGUAGAGAGCGAGAAGAAUACAAGAGAGGUAGACAAAAGAUUUAGAGAAGCUCAAGAGGUUGAAAGAACAGACUCAGAUGAUGUAUCUGGAAUAUAUGGUAAAGGAGAACUCCAGGAAGAAGAUGAUAGACUUCAAAGAGGGACAAGUAAGAUAGAACAAGAAUUGGUUAAUCUGAACAGUCAAAUGGAGCAAGAACUUGAGGAUGAGAACAUCAAUAGUAGUUGCAAAGAUGAAGAAUCAGAGAUCAAAACUGAUGAUGUCAUAAGAAAGGUUCAAGGUGUUAAAGAAUAUGAGUUGUCUGAACCAAAAAGGAACCAUGGUAGCAAGAUUAAAGAAAUGAUACAAGAGAAAAUAGGAGAGGUAGAGAAAGAAGAUGAAGUACAGGAGUCACAUGAACCUAAUAUACGCAAGGAACGACGCUGUAAGACAAAAAUAACUGGGACAGAGGAGCCAAGUGGUCAAGCAAGAGAGGAAGAGGAGAAGGAGAAAUUUGUAGAGUCUAGGACAAUAACAGAGAUUAAGGACCAACGACCUGACAAGCCAGAGAGUCAUGAGAAACGAUACAAGAUUCAAGAAAUGGUGGAAGCUGGACAUAAUGAAGAGCAAAAGGAUACUGUCAAGGCAAAGCAGACCUCAAAAGGGGUUCAGGAGAUAGAACAGCAGGAAUCUGAUGGAUUAAGUAGUUCUGUAGUACAAGAAGACAAGAAGCAAGAAACAGCGGAGAAGAGGACAAAAACUGAAGAUGCUAGCUUGAGAAAAGUCCAAGAUGAUGAAGAUCCAGAAAUGAGUAAGUCUUAUAAGAAGAUACAGGAACCAGUGGAAAUGGGAACAAGUGAAUAUAAAGAAGAAGUCAAGAAACAAGAUGGGGAUGAUACUUUAAGAAUCCAAGAGCCUCCUGACAAACCAAAUUUAGAUGAACUUGAGAGACACAGUGAGCAAGGAGACAAGAUUCAUGAACCAGUAGAAAUGAGAACACAUGAUGAUUACAGAGAGAAAUUCAAGAAACAAGAUGGUGAUGUGGACGAAGAAAAAGUGGAAGAUGACAGUUCGGACAAGUUUCAUGAGUUUGAAGAACAAAAAUCACAUGAACCUGAGAGGCAGGAGAAGAGAAAACAUUUCAGUAAAGAGGAAGCAACUGAUCCUAAAGAAUCAGAGGAACAUGAGAAACCUAAAGUAGUGGAAGAGAAAGAGACUCUGGAGAGGAAGAAGACAAGAAGUAGAGAUGUUCAGGAUGAUGCAGAGCCAGAAUUGCUUAAACCUUACAAGCCACAAGAAGAAGACAAGAAGAAGGUCCAUAAAUUAGUGGAGAAGGGAACAAGUGAUUACAGAGAAAAAGUUAAGAAACAAGAUGGUAAUGAUACUUCAAUAAGCAAAAAGCAAAGAAGUACUCCUCAAUAUGUGGAUGAAGAAAAAUUGGAGAGCAUUGCUGAUCCAGGAGAAAAAAUGGAAGAUGAUAAUUCAAGAAAGUUUCAUGAGCUUGAAGAACCAAAAACAGAUGAUGGUUGGACACGAGUGGAGCAAGAAAAGAUGAAAGAUUUAGUAAAAGAGGAAGCAACUGGUCCCAAAGAUAAAUGCACUGCUGAAGCAGGCUAUAGUGACCACAAAGAAGAACAACAUGAAGAUACUGCCAAGACAGAACUGAAAGCUGAGGAAGAUACCUCAGAAAAGGUUCAAGAGAUCGAAAAGCAUAAGUCUGAUGAAUUACAGAGAUCUUUGGGACAAGACAAGAUGCAAGAAAUAGAGGAAAAGGAAAAAACUAAAGCAAUGGAGGAGAAUGAGACUGUGGAGAGAAGGAAAAUAACUGAAGUUGAAGACAAGACCCAGGAACUAGUGGAAAUGGAUACAAAUGAUUACAGAGAAAAGGGAAAGACACAAGAUGGAGAUGAUAUCUUAAGAAGCCAAGAAACUGAGAAACUGUUUAUAGUUGAAGAAGAAGCAACUGGCCCCAGAGAUAAACACACAGGAGGGAAAGAAGAAGAAAGAGAUGAGGAAGUUGCACAGACUGAGACAAAAGUUGAGGACGAGACCAACAAAGAGGUAGAAGAGAACCAAAAAGAAGAAGAAGAAGAAGAUGAAGGUUCCUUAGAUGAUCCUAUGAUAAAUAUUCAAGAAAUUGAAAAAGAAGACUCACAUGACACAGAGAUUCAAGAGAAGCUAGACAUAGUCCGGGAGGACUUUGUGGAAGAGGAAACAGUGGAUCAAGAAGAUGAAGUGGCAAUGGAAGCUGUAGAGGCAAAUUAUGAUGAAGAUAGUUCAAGAAUUUUGCAAACUAUAAAAGAACAUGAAGAACACAAGGAACAAAGAAAUGGUCCUGGAGUGGAAGGAGAAGAUGAAGAAAGAAUUGUCGAGAAAGAAGCAUAUGAGGAAGCACUUGAUCUCAAACACACCGGUGGAGAAAGAUACAAUGACCAUAAAGAAGAAAAAAAGUUUAUUCCCAAGGCAGAAGUGAAAGCUGAGGAAAAUAGCUCAGAAGAGGAGUUUGAUGAGUUGCAGAGAUCUUUGGUACAGGACAAGAUGCAAGAAACAGAAGAAAAAGGAAAGCCUAGAUCAACGGAGGAGAAUGAGACUGUGGAGGGAAGGACAAAAACUGAAGAUGAUGGUAGCUUGAGGAAGGUUCAAGAAGGGGAAGAUCCAGAGUUGAGUAAACAUAAGAGACAUGAGGAAGAACUCAAGAAAGAAGAUGAGGAGAGAAAGAUUCAUCAAUCAGUGGAAGAUGUAAAAGGAGAAGACAAAACAUUGGAUCAAGAAGAUGAUAGGGUAGGGGAAGCUGAAGCUGUAGUGGCAAACAAUGAGAAAGAUAGUUCAAGAAAAUUGCACACCACCACUGGAGGAGAAGAACUAAAACAACAAGAAGAGAUCCCUGAUCCUAGAGUGAAAGAAGGAGACGGCGAAAGAGUUGCCGAGAAAGAGACAAAAAUGGAAAAGGUUCAUGUCCAAGAACCUGAAGUAAAAACAGAGAAUGGAGAAUCAAGGAGAGGACAAAAAGGCAAACAAGAGAAGAAUGAUGAGACAAGAAGUGACGAUGGUAUUGUGAGAAAGGUUGGAGAGACUAAAGUGCAAGAAUCAGAUGAAAAGAAAGAUCAAGAACCGGAAGAAAAGAUUGAAGAACCAGAGAGGAAAGAAAUGAGUAAUGAUGGAGUUAAGCUGGUGACUGAAGAGGAUAGCCUUACAAAAGGCCAAGAGUUCAUAGAAAAGGAGUCAUCAAAGAGAAGACCAGUGGGACAAGAAAACAUCCAACAACUUAAGGAUGCAGAAAAACAAGAAGAUGAGGGAAAAUCAGAUGCAGGAGUGGAGAUGCAAGCUAAGAUUGUCAUCAGAAGGAAGGACCAAGAAACUAAAAGACAAAAAGCAUAUGAGCUUCUGGAAAAUGAAGAACAUGACAAGAUUCCAGAACCUGUUGUUGAAGGAACAAAGAAUCAAAGAGUGGAGGAUAGAGAAGCUGAAGAGAUGAAGAGAAAGUCUGAGGAUGUUAGUUCAAGAAAGGUUCAGAAGAUUAAAGAAGAAGAAACAGAUGGAUUAGAGAAACACAGGGAACUAAGUGGGUUCCAAGAAAAUGAAUCAGUUGAUGAAGAAGAAGUGAAUGAAGCAGGAGGAUAUAAGGAGGUUCUGGAGACAAAGUCUAUGGAAGAUUCAAGCCAGACUCAAGAUGUUGAAGAAAAGGGACCAGAUCAUACAGAACAAGAAAACAUCCAAGAGAUAAUGGCCGAGGAGGAAGAAGAGAAGAACGAGAAGGAGAAGAAAAUGCCGCAUGUGGAUUCAAAAGCUAACUAUGAUAGCUCAGAGAAGAAUGAGACCGAGAGAUUGAGAGGUAAAAAGCAAAAGGAAGAUCAUCAAGAAGUGGUGGAAACAGAAACAAGUGAUCAGAUGAAAGAAGAAAGGGAAGAGAAGAUUGUUGGUAAAGCAGUGACCAGAGAUGAAUGUGAUAGCUCAAGGAAGAAUCAGGACCAUGAAGAAAUACAGUCAGAUAAAAUAGAAGAGAUGAGUGGAUUACUUGGGAAAGAAGAAACAAGCAAUGAUAAAGAAGAAAACAGAGGAAACAGAGCAGGUGCAAAGACAACAAUCAAGGAUGACAAGAAGCAGUUGCUUGUGGAAAUUGACACAAGUGGUAAAGCAAAAGAGAAUACGAAUCAAGAGACUAAGAGUAGAGAUGACAGCUCAAGAGAAAAUGAAAAACAAGACUCUCAUGAACAAAAGAGAAACUAUGAGGAACAAGACAAGAAGAACAUGGGACCAAACUAUUACAGAAGUGAAGAGGAUGGUAAGGAAGAGAAAGAAACUGCAGAAGCAGAGGGCACAAGAAAGAAGAAGGGGAUUGAAGAACGAGAAUCAGCUAAAAUGGUGGAAAGACAUGAGAACAUAACUGAUUUGGUGGAAGAGAAAAUGAACAAUCAAGAAGGAGAAGACAAGAAGAGUAUGUCUAUGGAGGUCUUGGAAAAAUCUGAAGACCAUGAAUCAACAGAACCUGAAGGGCUGAGGAAACAAGACAAGGAUAGGGAACAAGUGCAACAAAGAUCAACAGAUAACCUUAAAUAUGAAGAAACCACAGAGACAGUCAAGGAUAAGGAAUCAAGAAAGACUCAUCAGCUCAAAGAAGAGAGACUUAAGGAAAAAGAGAACAGGGAAACUGAAUGUGAAGAUGGUAGCUCAAAAAGGAUUCAAGAGAUAGACAAAGAUGGAUCAACAGAACCAAGAAGAGUUGAGGAAAGAGACAAGAUCCAACCAGUGGAUAGAGAAACAAGUGAAGAUGAAGAAGAAGAAGAGUUAGAAGUUGAAGUUGAAGACUCAGAAGAAGAUUGGGAAGCUGAAGUGAUUCAAGAGAUGGAUUCAGAUGAAGAUAAUGACAAACUUAGAAAAAUAAGAAGAAUCAAACUAGGAUUUAGGUUAGUUGGAGGAUCAACAUUGUUUAUGUCACUAAUAGUCAUAGUUUUUCGUUUGAUUCGUUCCAAGAGAAAAAUAAGAAGCUACAAGUUCUAACUUCUAACCAAAGAACAAUAUCAUCUUUUUAUUAUUCGAGUUUUUUACUUGAUAUGAAAUCAAGAUCCACACAACUCUUAUUACAGUGAGACAGUACAGCUUCCUUCAGCUUACAACUUUAAGCAUAUUUAGAGAACCAGCUUACAGAACACAAGAGGAACCAUGAUAUGCAGAGCAUUUUGUGAGCAUCAAGAAAUCCAUAUCAAAUGCAGUGUUUUAGAUGAUUUGUUCCUUAGGCUUCUGAUGGGCUCAAUAUAAGGAACUCUCAUUUAUCGGCCCAUUAUAUUGAGAACCAUUUAAUUUCAUUUUUAAUCUGAAUUAUCGGCCCAUUAUAUUGAGAACCAUUUAAUUUCAUUUUUAAUCUUUCAGUCUUCUAAUCAUUUUUAUUCUCUGUCCCAAUUUUAUUUUUGUGAUUUUUUUCUUAUUUGAUCGUAUUCGAAGAAUAUGCUUAAGAAAAAGGUAUAUAUAUUUUCUUUUCGUCAUAGUGGAAGACAAAACGAGACAUUUUUUUCUUUUGACAUCACAAACGAGACAAUUUAUAAAAGGUAAAUUAUUCGAAGAGUAUACGAUACUAUAAUAUGAAGCCUUAAAAUGGAAUUCAUGUUCCUAUAUUUUUGGUUAUAAUUUAUAAAAGGUAAAUUACAUUUGAAUGAAACGUUUCCUCAAUUAUAAUACUGAAUUCACACACAAAGAAAAGGGUUUCCACGGCUACUAUUUCUUUUUCACGGCUACUAAAUUAAUAUUGGCAGAUCCUAAAGUAUUUCUCAGCUUAAAGCAAAAUAUUAACAUAUCAUUUCAAUGGUAGCGUAAAGACAUGGCCGGUCUAAAUAUCAACAUAUCAUUUUAAUGGCAGAUUUUAUUGAACUUUUUACUAAAUCGUUUUUAGCCUCCAAUAUUUCAGGGUCGGUCAUGUUUAGAAUAAUUUCAAAACUUUAGCAAUGUCAUUGGUUGUAUAUUAGUGUAUAUGUACGUAGGCCAGUACGUAUGCAUGCAUGUUCUCUGCGUGAUAUGUUGGGUAAUAUGUAUACUAUUAUAUUAGUCCUAUAAAAUUAAUAAAAUUAUUAAUUAACCAGCGACUACGCUAAUUAUUUUGAGGAUGAAGCGAGUGGUGGUGUAUGUACAAGUGUGGUGAUGCGUGAGUGAUGAUGGUGAAGGAUGGUGCUCUUCGUGUGGAAACCACACUCUUCUUCUUUCUUUAUUAUCAAUCUAUUUCCAUUAUUUAUAUCACUAUAAUUUUCUUUCCAGUGCUUUCCAAUCCACCAAUCCAAUUAUUUUUCAUUAUAUUUUACAUUUAACGAAACCCUGCUUACAUAUAAUCUAUUUGUUUUUUUGAAAGAAAUAUUAUAUCUACUUGUUAAUAGACUUUUUCACUUUCAAACGGAUAUAAUUGCGGUCUUCAGAGGAUCUAAUAACAUGUUGCGUGAAUACACAUCUGAUUCGCACUUGAUUAUUAAAUAGUUGGAUUCUACUAUUUAAUAUGAGAUUUAGUUAGGGGCAGGGUGGUGGUGUUAUUCUUAUAGAAUUUCCUUUAUAUGUUUAUUUACUACUAUCUAUUUUAUAUACAUAUUGAUCCAAAUUUUUAUUAACUUAUAUUUAUCUAAACCAUAAAAUGUGUAUUACCUACUAUUAAGUAUUCAUCAUUUUGUACAUAUAUGGUUGAAAUAAACAGAAACAU
Messenger RNA from Brassica rapa (field mustard), 18272 nucleotides. Its product is annotated as trichohyalin. Gene Ontology annotation, biological process: cellular response to heat. NCBI's taxonomy places the organism in Eukaryota, Viridiplantae, Streptophyta, Magnoliopsida, Brassicales, Brassicaceae. The record is from RefSeq and is a predicted model, not a curated record.